CAUAUAGACGGGAGCCGGCGACUUGAGCGCUGCCACACAGACUGUGAGUGAAAAUAGUAAGCAAGUGAAGAAAGGGGGCUAGAUGACGGGCGUCGAAGAAAGCCGGAGCAUUGUUUGAUUUUUUUGUUUUUGUUUGUUGGUUUUGAGUGAAGAGUGGCACAUAAACCAAAGAUUUGAAGCGGCCAAACAAAAUGCUUUGCCACGUUACUCGCCCGGACUCGGUGGUGAUGGAAGUGGAAGUUGACGCGAAGGCGAACGGAGAAGAUUGCUUGAAUAAGGUUUGCAGAAAGUUAGGUAUCAUCGAAGUGGACUACUUCGGGCUGCAGUUCACAGGCAGCAAAGGCGAGAGCUUGUGGCUCAAUCUGAGGAAUCGCAUCUGCCAGCAGAUGGACAACGUGGCGCCGUGCCGACUGAGACUGCGGGUCAAAUUCUUUGUGGAGCCUCAUCUCAUUCUGCAGGAACAAACCAGACACGUCUUCUUCAUGCACGUGAAGGAGGACCUCCACAAUGGUCACCUGCGCAUGGGCUCGGAGCAAGCCGAGGAACUGAGCGCCCUCCUGGCCCAGGCCGAGUUUGGCGACUACAACCAAAACACGGCCCAGUACUGGUACUCGGAACUGUGCGGGGAGGAACCCUGUCCCGCCACCAUCAACAGCAUCGUGUCUAGACACAAGGCUCUGGAGGGGGUGAGCCAGGGCUCAGUGGAGUAUCAAGCCCUGCAGCUGGUCUCCAUGCUGGAGCACUACGGCGUGGAGUGGCACUGGGCCCGCGAUGCCAACGGACAGCGGCUGGCCAUCGGUGUCGGACCAGAAGGUAUCGCCGUCUGCAAGGAGGACUUCAGCCUUGUCAACCGGGUGAGCUAUCCCGUCAUUCAGAUUGCCACCCAGUCGGGGAAGACGGUGUACCUGACGGUUACCAAGGACACCAACGACAGCGUGGUGCUCAUGUUCAAGCUGAUCAGCAACCGGGCCGCCAGUGGCUUGUACCGCGCCAUCACUGAAACCCACGCUUUCUACAGGUGCGACACCGUAACAAACGCGGUGAUGAUGCAGUACAGCCGGGACUUCAAGGGUCACCUGGCAUCCCUUUUCCUCAACGAAAACAUCAACCUGGGCAAGAAGUACGUCUUCGACAUCCGCCGCACCUCCAAGGAAGUCUACGACCACGCCCGCCGCGCCCUCUACAACGCCGGCGUCAUGGACCUGAUGUCAUGCUCCAGCAGUGGGUCCCCGGCCUCGCCCAGCCGGGACGACGGGCGGCACCAGGAACAGGAGCAGCAGGACGAUGACGGCUCGGACUGCGGCAGCUGCCAGCAGAGUCGAGCGCUGCAGGAGAGGCUGCACAAGCUGCGAGAGGCGCUGCUCUGCAUGCUGUGCUGCGAGGAGCAGAUCGACGCCGCCUUCUGCCCGUGCGGACACCUGGUGUGCUGCCAGACAUGCGCCAGUCAGCUGCAGUUGUGUCCGGUGUGUCGUUCGGAGGUGGAGCACGUGCAGCACGUCUACCUGCCCACCUGCACCAGCCUGCUCAACCUGACCAUGGCAGACAACCGGCAGCACCGCAGCGCCGGCGGCAUCCCCGCAUCUAUCUGCCGCGACUUGGCGUCUCCUCACAACUGCACAGAGUACGACAAGAUCUAUCACACGUGAAGGCAUACCUUUUUGGACAUCCCCGUUAUGGUUUUUUCAUGUGUCCAUGUGUAUUUCUAGCCCGCCAUCCUCCUGACUGAUGGACAGACCACUCUCCCCAAAAUGUGUGUGUGUGUUGCCAAAUAGUUUUAGUCCUCUACAUUUAAUUUAAUGAUUGCAUCAGUUGAGCUGAUGCAUCACACACCUUUUUAUUUGAUGUUGUUUUAGAAGAGCACUGUACAUACUGGUGUUCACUUUUUAGAAGCGUCCCCAUUUUGAUUUGACGACUAAUCUUUUAUUGAAUAGAGUGAGACAUUUCGGUUUGUUUUUGUCUUGUGUUGGGUUUUAAAUGCCAACGAGGAGGCUUUUAGAGGCUAAGCAGCUCCACUUUAAGUUCACUUUGGGCACACUUGUUGCACUCCACUCUAGAACUCGAUUCCAUGAACAUUUAAAGUCCAUUUCCAGGAAUAACUCGACAAAGUAUGUUGUAUACUCCUCUGGGGUGCACUAGUAAGUCUGUUUUCUAAAGGGUACAAAUAUCCGUGCAAUACCUGCCUGCUUCUUUUUAUUUAAUGUCGCUAUUUAAAAAAACAAAGUACAUUGUCACUUUACAGAGGAAGCUGCAUCCACACUGUUUGUCUUCUAGACCAGGGGUUGGGGAACCUUUUUGGCUUGGAGCGCCAUGAAAGCCACAUAUUUGAAAAUGGACUGUAGGAGACUUUUUUCACCAAAUAACAAUUUCAGAAUCCUGUAAAUCUCAGAAUUUACUCUUAAUAACCUAGGUUUGGCACUGUACUCUAUAUAUCUUUUAUUAGAAUUAGCAAGCAAAUGUCUAAGAGCCAGAUACAGUCAUCAAAGGAGUCACAUGUGGCUCCCGAGCCGUAGGUUCCCUACCCCUGUUCUAGAGGUUCGGCCUUAAUGUAGCAGCGCCGCCAUUUUUGUUUGUAAACUUCCAACAGAUUUUUUUUUUCUGCUAAGGAGGAAAAAAUAUCUUAAUUGCUGACUCAAUUCAAGUUAGUUGAGGGAUUUUUUUAAUGAGGUUGUAUUAGUAGCCAUUUGUUUCUGUUUUCUGAAGCAAAAGCCACUGUUUGAGUUCUUAUAAUGUUCUGCUUUUGACCAAGGAGGAAGUAUUAAUAAAGUUUUUUAAUACAAAC
This is a messenger RNA of Doryrhamphus excisus (bluestripe pipefish), 2779 nucleotides long. It is a transcript of the gene mylipa, whose product is annotated as myosin regulatory light chain interacting protein a. Gene Ontology annotation, molecular function: ubiquitin-protein transferase activity. NCBI's taxonomy places the organism in Eukaryota, Metazoa, Chordata, Actinopteri, Syngnathiformes, Syngnathidae. The record is from RefSeq and is a predicted model, not a curated record. Gene Ontology annotation, biological process: ubiquitin-dependent protein catabolic process. Gene Ontology annotation, cellular component: cytoskeleton.